Molecule: messenger RNA, 3038 nt
Organism: Plectropomus leopardus (leopard coralgrouper)
Lineage: Eukaryota; Metazoa; Chordata; Actinopteri; Perciformes; Serranidae
Product: UPF0524 protein C3orf70 homolog B
Biological process (GO): nervous system development
Source: RefSeq, a predicted model, not a curated record
GUACGCGCGUCACCAGCGCACAGAGGAGCUUCCCGACGCGAGGGGAGGAUGGAAAGAUGUGUGGAUCACGACCGUGGGAGGCUUUGAAUGUCACAAUACACGCAGCUAAUUGACGCUCUACUUGUACGGGAUAUGUUUCCACCCUUUGUGUGAGCAGCUGCUGUGGAUUUGAUUCACACAUCCAGCGCCGCCUUUUCGCGUCUGCUGCGUGGACCGUAAAACCUCGGCUCGGUCCCUCGCGGUUAUGUUGUAGUUUUACUCGGACGAAGCUUUUUUUUCUGUUUGGAUCCAGGAAAUGUUGGCAUGGCCGCUUCGGGAGCACAGAAGUGUCCGAAGAGUGAGAAGUUGGACGAGGCGCAGGCUUUGGCCAAGAGCUGCGCGGGGAGACCAGACUUCCUGCCUUGUGAUGGGCUCUCCAUCUGCGCUACCCACAGCCACGGGAAGUGCUUCAAGCUGCACUGGUGCUGCCACUUGGGCUGGUGUCACUGCAAAUAUGUGUACCAGCCCAUGACCAAUGUGUGCCACCUGCCCAGCACGACCGUGCCAGCUGUUGGGACGGAGUACAGUAACACCAUGGACCUGUCCGUCUCUCUGGCUGAGCGCUUCCUAAAGCUUGCCCCGUGCUUCCAGUCCCCGCCUCACCUGGAGUCGCCCAAAUACUGCGUCAUUGCGGACCUGUUUGUGGAUGACUACAUUGUCAAACGCAUCAACGGGAAGAUGUGCUAUGUGCAGCGCCCCCCGCCUCCUUUACCAGAACCACCUCAUCCUCCCACCCCUCCCCCACCUGCUCCCACCACACCUCAGAUGCCCCAAAAUCCCCCUCAGCCUCAGCAACCGGUGAAGCCCGCACCUCCCACCCAACACGCACCUGCGCCUGUGCAGCCGGUUCAGCAUGUGUACAGUGAACACAAACAUCUUUCCCCCGUUGAUAAGAUAAAAGGCCCAAAAAUGGACCACUGCUCCUCUCCAUCCAGCUCCGAGGACUCUGGCAUCAACGCGCUGGGUCUGCACUACUUGGAGUCCUGCGAGGAGGAGAGUGAGGAGGAGGAUGACGACGAGUUGAGCACAGACGGGAACUCCAGCCCAGGCAGCCUCUGGGAUCAGGACGACUGUUCUCUGCUCUCCCCCUCCAAGUCAAUGAUAGAGAUCAUCGAAAAGAUCGAAACAACUGUGUAACUGACACAACAUCGACAUGGACACCAGCUGUGAGCGAGCGAGAGCUACAGAGCAGAAUUAUUGAGAAUAACACUCGAGGAUUUAUUCUACAUAGACCAACAGGACACAAACCCCUCUCUAACGCUUCAGCAGGGCUUCGCUGGGUUGUUAAGCUGAAUUUGUUUUCCUGCAGGUGGCCGAGGACUGUACAUCCGCACUGACACACAGCCUCUCCUCUGUCCACAUCCCCUGCAUGGACUGAAUUUCUAGAACUUAUUAUAAUGCAGGAGAAAGGCACAAGCACAAGAAUAUCAAGCACAUGCACAGUGGACCAAAUAGACCUCCUGUUCUGACACAGUCAAAAAUGGAAAAUACAAAAAGAAUUAGUAGUAGGUGCACUCAAAAGGAAAGUAAUUAAAAAAGUAAGACUUUUUUUCUGAGAUUUCUCUGUAGGUAUGUGUGACAGGAGCUGAAUUUUGUAUGAACAAAGGAAGUAUAUGUCAGUUUCCUGAUGAUGAUAAUGAGCAGUUAGAUAAUUGUAAGUGUUCUCCAGUCGUCAAUCUGGCCGUCAGACUUUAUUCUAAUUCAACAUUUAAGUGGCACAUAAGCGUGCAAUUUCUUGCUCUCCGGUCAAUGGCUCCACCCACACGUAUGAGUAAUUCUGACACUUCAGCAUAAUAACUACAAGGCCAUCUACCUCUCAUGGGGCCUAAUGCACAUCAGCCUUUUAACCUGUUAAUUACUCAGCAGCUCGGAGCUGCUGGGACACACCUGCUUUUGUCACGUCAAAAACAAAAAGAUCCCCGGGCCCACAGUUUGUGUGCACUUUACUGACACCAACACGAGCAUUAGGUAGGUAGGUAGGUCAGUGUUCGACAAUCAUGGAUUACACAGAAGCACAUUCCUAUACUGCACCUGCCAGUGAGGGCCAAGGGUACUCUUAUUAAACCAUUUAUCAGACAUUUACACAUGGUUCUGACCACCUUUUCUGGUAAAGCUGCAGCGAACUGCAGUGCUGUUCAAGGUUAAAUGGGGCGUUAAGCAAAACAUGGCUUGUAUUGACCUCUAUUAGCAGCCAAGAAAUUAAAUAGCACGGACGUGUUUCUGGCAGGGUGACAAAAGUAGGAGUCACGCUGUCACAGCAGAAACUAGCAAGAAGACACCUAGUGAAGAGGGAAUAUAUCUAAUAUAUAUAUACAUAUAAACUUAUAUAACAAUAAAACUGCAUUGUUAUUUGCUUUUUGGGCUUGACAGUGAAAUGUCUUGUGACGCCAGCUGAAAGGGGAGGUUUGGAAAGGUGUGCAGGCUAGAUUAGUAUGUCACAGUUAUUUUGUGCAACGGGGCAGAAAAGUGUCACUUAACACACCUUUUAAAGGAAAUUUCAGUAUGGAAUAGGAUGCAGAGUAGGUGUUGUGAUGUUGUGAUGGACAUGAUGUUAUAAGAAAUGCACUCAAGUAUAAAAAUUUGUGAGACAGCCCCUUAUUAGUCAGUUAUUCAAAUGAAGAUGGGCUGGGUCUUAUUUUAUUUUUAUGUUUAAAGAGUUAUUUCCUGGAGAGUUAUCUGCAAAAAUCACUAAAAAUAUUCACAAGUAUGUAUUGCUUCAAUGAUAUGCUAGAUGUUUUAAAAAGUCAUUUUGCAUGACUGCAUUGAUUUGCAGAAGUCCCUCAUGUAAAAAAAAAAAAAACAACAACAAACAAUUAACCAAAUUUGUGAUUCAAACGGUGAACAAAUCCUGUAUCUGUCAUUCAAUUCAAUUGUUCGUAAUUUAGGAACAGCCCUUGACAUUACACUGAACACAGUCCCUCUUGAUGCAGUUUAAAACAUCUGUUAUGUUCUUAUUAUUGUUAUAUUAUUUUCAUAUGAAUAAAUCUUAAUAAAAGUCA